CUCAACUCACAAUGGCAACAACCUUCUCCAGCCGUGUGUCCAUGUCCUCCGGAUCAUCCAUCGCAGGGGGUUCGUCUGGGCUCUCCCUGUCCGGAGGUGGAGCUCGCUUGAGUGUCAUGCGGGCUGGUAGUGUCUACGGCGGUGCAGGAGGAUCCGGAGUUCGCAUCUCCAGCGCUUUUGGAGCAGGCGGUGGUGGUGGCGCAGGGUUCGGGUUCGCUGCUGGCGGUGGUGGCGGUGGUGGCGGUGGCGGUUUCAGCAUGGCCAGCGGUGGUGGAGCUUUCGAGGCCGUCAUUGGCAAUGGGAAAUUCACCAUGCAGAACCUGAACGACCGUCUGGCCUCCUACCUGGCCAAGGUGCACACCCUGGAAACGGCCAACGCCGAGCUGGAGCUGAAGAUCAGACAGUUUCUGGCGGCUAAGAUCUCCCCUGCCGCCCAUGACUUCUCUGGCUUCAUGGUCACCAUCAGCGACCUCCAGGCCAGGAUUAUGGCCAUCAUCAGUGUUAAAGGAGCAGCUGUGCUGGGUAUUGACAACGCCAAACUGGCUGCCGAUGACUAUAGAGUCAAAUAUGAGGCAGAGCUGGCCAUGCGCCUCUCUGUUGAGGCUGACAUCGCUGGACUCAGGAGGGUGCUGGAUGACCUCACCCUCUCCAAAUCCGACCUGGCCAUGCAGAUCACAGGCAUCCAGGAGGAGGUCGCCUUCCUGAAGAAUAACCACCAGGAGGAUCUCCUGGUUCUGCGGGCACAAAUCGGCGGCACAGUAAACGUGGAGGUGGACGCUGCUCCUCAGGAGGACCUCACUAUCGUCCUGGCCGGCAUCCGUGAGCACUACGAGACUGUGGCCACCAAGAACAGAAGGGAGCUGGAGGUCUGGUUCCAGGCAAAGACCGAAGCGCUCAGCAAAGAAGUCCUGACAAGCACAGCCACCCUCCAGACGUCCACAUCAGAAGUCACAUCCAUCAGGACCACUGCACAGGCACUCCAGAUCGAGCUCCAAGGCCUCAUCAGCAUGAAAGCGUCCAUGGAAGCCACUCUGGCUGAGACACAGACCCGCUAUGCUGGCAUGCUGGCCAGCUUCCAGAUGCAGGUGAGCAGCUUGGAGGGGCAGCUUGGCGCUCUCCGCGGAGGCCUUGAGCACCAGGGCCACCAAUACGCAAUCCUGCUCGACAUCAAGACCAGACUGGAGCUGGAGAUCGCCGAGUACAGGAGACUGCUCGACGCGGCAGUGUCGGCAGCGGCUGUGUCAGCAGUGGUUGAGUCAGCGGUAGUUGUAGCAGCGCCAACGUCCAGCACUAGAACCAGAGUGGUGACAGUGACUGAAGAGCUGGUUGAUGGACAGGUGGUGUCUUCUUCCACUUCCUCCUCCGUCAUCGGUUCCUAAGGAGGUGCCGUCACUGAAGUGGAACCCCUGACCCAAGACUUACCUGUUGCUGAUUCACCUGAGCACAAGGCAGGUUUAACCCUGCAGUUUGCCACAGGUUAUCUGUGAUAUCUAGUCACAAACACUUCCAAUAAAGCAA
Clupea harengus (Atlantic herring) is the source of this 1518-nucleotide messenger RNA. Its product is annotated as keratin, type I cytoskeletal 13-like. Gene Ontology annotation, cellular component: cytoskeleton. NCBI's taxonomy places the organism in Eukaryota, Metazoa, Chordata, Actinopteri, Clupeiformes, Clupeidae. The record is from RefSeq and is a predicted model, not a curated record. The transcript has 7 exons. Gene Ontology annotation, molecular function: structural molecule activity. Bases 12 to 1379 code for a protein of 455 amino acids.